AUGGCGCAAACUGCCAUGGGCAGGCUCUUCCGCUGGCCGAGCACCAUCGGCCAGUCGGUGACCUUUUCGCAAGUCCGCAGUUAUUCGGCUGUUCCCACCUUCGCUCCGACCUCCUCCGCCGAACUGGACCAGGCUCUCGGCCGAUUUCGACAACAACUUUUCAUUCCUUAUGGUCUUCCCAGGCGGCAACGGAGGAGCAUGUUCCAGGAAAAGCAUGCGCAAAGAUUGAUCCACGAGCCAAUCACUGUUAGCAUCAACGAAAAUGAACAGUUCACCUUGCGACCCAUGAAGCUCAGCGAAUUGCCCACGAAGAAGGAGGCCCUGCAAGUCCUCAAGCUUAUGGAAGCCAACAACGACUUCAAGAACCUCGUUCCCUUCAUGAGCGGCCUUGGGAUGUCAAACUUUGUUAUCAGCUCUGACCAAUGGGAGCACCUCAUGCGCGUGACCAACAAAUUCAACAAACUCUCCCUUAUCCUCCAAUGCGCCAAGCAACAGAACCAGACCGGUUUGCAACUCCGAGAUGUCGACCUGAACCGACGCCUAUUCUUUGAAUUGCAUACUAUGGCACAGAAGGCGGAAUUUAAGGGCGAGGCCGUCAAGAAAGCCUUGGGUUUGGCAAAGCAGGCAAUUGAUUUGGUAGAGGCAGAGCAUUAUGUUGACGAGCACUGGAAGCCAAGCUUGUUCAACGAUCCUCUACGGCAGCCAUUCGUUAUUGGCACUUUGCUGGAACUCAGUGCCGCUCGUGCUGUCAGCGAAUUUGCUGGCAAGGACGAGACCAACGAGGUGAUCAAUAAUGUACGGAAGCUGAUUUGCUCCAAGCUUCUGUUCAAGCACGAGAAGGCCCCCGCCGACGAGAGCGUUGCUACCGGGGAGAAAUGGCUCCAGGAGACCGUGCCAGUCUACAAUAGCUUGCGGUUGAGUCUCUUGGUUCACGGUGUUGCCACCGACAAGCAGCUGCACUCUUCAAUCACAUCACACCUUAACCAGGUCAAGGCGGCGCUUGAGGAGCAGAUGGCCAAGUAUUCCGCCGAGGGUGCCAAGCGUCCGUUCAGCUAUGAUACCUUCCAGGCUGUGCUGAAACUUUAG
Messenger RNA from Penicillium argentinense, 1086 nucleotides. RefSeq lists its product as uncharacterized. The record is from RefSeq and is a predicted model, not a curated record. The transcript has 2 exons. The coding region runs from base 1 to 1086 and encodes 361 amino acids. NCBI's taxonomy places the organism in Eukaryota, Fungi, Ascomycota, Eurotiomycetes, Eurotiales, Aspergillaceae.